Molecule: messenger RNA, 1487 nt
Organism: Cyclopterus lumpus (lumpfish)
Lineage: Eukaryota; Metazoa; Chordata; Actinopteri; Perciformes; Cyclopteridae
Gene: krt1-c5
Product: keratin, type 1, gene c5
Exons: 8
Coding region: 1-1254 (417 amino acids)
Molecular function (GO): structural molecule activity
Source: RefSeq, a predicted model, not a curated record
AUGGCCUCCGCCCUCUCCGCGCGCAGCUACUCCGUGCGCAAGCCCUCCUUCUCCAGCAUGUCCGUCAGGGAGAACGUUCGCAGCCUCCUCUCCAAGCCCCCCGUCACCGUUGCCCCGUCCCGCUCCGUCUCACUGGGCAACGGCUUCAACAUGCCGGGCGCCAGCCUCUGCGCAAACGAUAAGGAGGACAUGCAGGGCCUGAACGACCGGCUGGCCGACUACCUGGACAAGGUGCGCUCGCUGGAGAGGUCCAACGCCGAACUGGAGGUGAAGAUCAAGCAGAUCAUGCUCGAGAAGGUUCCGCGGGGGCACGACAUCGAGGGGAAGAUGGCCCAGGCACAUGCCAUCGGGCAGGAGGUGAGAAAGAAGACGCUGGAGAACGCCCGCGUCAUGCUGGAGAUUGAAAACGGCAAGCUGGCGGCCAAUGACUUCAUGGUCAAAUGGGAGGCAGAGGCCACCUUGUGCCAGUCGGUGGAGAGGGACUGUCAGGCUCUGAAGAAGGCAAAGUCUGACCACGACCAAACCACCGCCGCGAUGCGAUCAGAACUGGACAGCCUGAAGGAGGAGCUCUACUUCCUGAAGCAGAAUCACGAGGAGGAGAUGAGUUUAAUGACGACUCGCCUGGGCAACGAGCAAGUGAGCGUCGAGGUGGACGCGGCUCAGGGUCCGGAUCUGGGCGCCAUCAUCGCUGAGCUCAGGGUCCAGUACGAGGGCAUCGCUCGCAAGAACAAGGAGGACUCCGAGGCCUGGUACCUCAACAAGGUGGAAGCAGUGCAGUCGGAGGUCAAAGAAAACAACGAGGCUUUGCGUUCUGCCCAAAGUGAGAUCAUUGAGAGACGGCGUUUCCUGCAGGGUCUGGAGGUCGAACUCGACAAUCUCCGGAAGCAGGUCGGUAUGUUGGAGGGGAACCUGGGAGAAACGGGGCACAAGUACUCUGCGGAGAUGGAGCGUCUUCAGGCCAAGCUGACCCACCUGGAGGACGAGCUGUCUCAGCUCCGCUCCGACAUGCGGCGCAACAAGACCGACUACGAGCAGCUGCUGCGCAUCAAACAGAACCUGGAGAUGGAGAUCGCCACCUACAGGAGGCUGCUGGAGGGAGAGGAAAUGGUGAAAGAACCUCCUAAAAAUAUACCCAAUGUAAGGACAAGGAAGAUAGUCAAAGUCAUCACCCAGACCGUGAUCGACGGCAAGGUGGUGGAUGAGUGCAACGAGGCGGAUCAGAUCGAGGAGUGCAAAAAAGUCGAUGCCUCUUAAAAACCCGAAAAGCCUGCCGACGGAUGUUCAAGUCUCAACACGACCUCCUUCGAUCCGACACAAAAUAAAUAAUAACAAUAUUUAACUUAAGGUCCGCUUACUACUUCACAAGGUUCACAAGUUAAAAGUGUAAAAAAGUAUUUAUGCUCAGCUUACCGGUUGCAGCUUCAUAUUUAGUGCACAGACAUGAUUAUUUCCAUCAAGUUCUCGCCAUUUUCCUAAAUGUCUAACUU